Molecule: messenger RNA, 1200 nt
Organism: Rotaria socialis
Lineage: Eukaryota; Metazoa; Rotifera; Eurotatoria; Philodinida; Philodinidae
Source: the annotation of a GenBank genome assembly
AUGUGUACUAAUCGAAUAUACUCUUCAUACAUACGUCAAUAUUUUCGAUUAUUAUCGUUGUCAACAAUUAAAAUUAUUUUAUUAAUAUUGAUUUUUUUUCUUGUCCUUCUUUAUGCUCGCCUAUUCGAUAGAUCUAAUCGAUGGUGUGAUCCUGAAAAAUCAUUAUGGUGGUUUUGCCCAUGGCCAGGUGCUGAAACUAUUUGCAGCUGGCAUCAACACUUUUCAAUAACCGAUCAAAGAACUCGUUCUCCGGAAUCAUAUGAAGAAAUAUUUUCAUCACUUCCAAAAGUUCGAUCUUCUUUUGAAUUUAACAAUUUAACAUUGAAAAAAUGUACUGAACCAUCAAUAGAUAUAUUAAUAUUUGUAAUAUCAAAAUGUUCUCAUGCUUCAAUUCGUCAAUCGAUUCGUCGAACAUGGGGAAAUACAAAAUUAUUAAAAAUAUAUUUUCCUAAUGUAAAUUUAAAAUUAUUAUUUUUAGUUGAUAUUGAUUCAAAAUCUGAAAGAAAGAUUGAACUUGAAUAUAAUUUUCAUAAAGAUGUUGUACAAGUAAAAACUCUUCCUGAACAAUAUGAAUAUGUAACAGAUCGUGAAGCAGCACUAUACGAAUUUAUUAAAGAAAGGUGUAAACAAACAAAAUUUCUAUUUAAAACCGAUGAUGAUAUAUUUAUAAAUACAUUUUUAUUAUUAUUGUCGAAAGAAAAAUUUGAAUAUUUAACAAAUAAAACAAAAUAUUCCUUAUUUGGUUUUCCUAUUGAAUAUGGUUUAGUUGUUCGUCGUGCAAUUGAUCAAAUUGGUCAAAGAUAUAUUAUUACAGAUGAUGAAUAUUCGUGCCCAAGAUAUCCAACUUUUUUAUCUGGUUUUGGUUAUUUAAUGUCAUUUCAAACAUUAUCUUUAUUAAUUAAUGCAUAUCAAACUGACUCAAAACCAUUUCCAUUAUCAGAUGUUUAUUUUACGGGUUUAUUACCGCAGAUGAUCAACAUUGAAAGACAAACUAUUUUUCAAAAUGUUGAUUAUCGUUAUCAAACAAAAUGUAGUGAAGAAUUUUUUAAAUCACAAAAUAAUCCAUUUGCUUGUGCUGCUUCAAAUGAUCAUUUUAAUGGAAAAGAAUCAGAUGGUAUUCGAACUUUCAUGAAUGAUUAUAAUUUAUAUUGGACAAGACUAAGAAAAAAAUAUCAUACUUUGAAAUUUUCUACAGCAUAA